Melanotaenia boesemani (Boeseman's rainbowfish) is the source of this 6720-nucleotide messenger RNA. It is a transcript of the gene mef2d, whose product is annotated as myocyte enhancer factor 2d. The transcript has 13 exons. Lineage: Eukaryota; Metazoa; Chordata; Actinopteri; Atheriniformes; Melanotaeniidae. The record is from RefSeq and is a predicted model, not a curated record. The coding region runs from base 497 to 2215 and encodes 572 amino acids. Gene Ontology annotation, molecular function: RNA polymerase II cis-regulatory region sequence-specific DNA binding; protein dimerization activity; DNA-binding transcription factor activity, RNA polymerase II-specific. Gene Ontology annotation, biological process: positive regulation of transcription by RNA polymerase II; cell differentiation.
UGUACAUCAAGUAGGAAGAAUUAUUUUGAUUGGUGGCAACUGCGCUCGGCGGAGAGUUACAGUCCGUCUUCAUUUAAGGCUUCUCUACGGUUUGAAUGCAACAAAGUGUCACGUUUGAUUCUCCAGUUUCAUCAAACAGAUGUGGAUGCAGUGCUUGGGAGCUGCCCAGCAGAGGUGAAGGAGAGGGCAGAAGAUCCCAGUGGAACCUGAGUGUGGAUGACCUGUCCCCAAAAAACAGGACCAUGAUCUGAGGAGGGUACUGCACACAAAACCCCGUUCUUCCUCUCCUCCUCUUCCCUUUUUUUUUUUUUUUUUUUUUUUUCUCAUCAUAGCAGUAAAAGCCUCUCUGCUCAGGUGCUUCAAACAGAGUCGGUUUGCACAAAGUGGACAAAGCGAAAGCAGCUAAACAUUUAAAGAAGAAGAAAAACAACAACAGUCAUCUGUGACCUCAGACUUUGCCACUCCCCCUUGCUCCUCCCACUGUAACACCAGAACCAUGGGGAGGAAAAAGAUCCAGAUUCAGAGGAUCACUGAUGAACGCAACAGACAGGUGACAUUCACCAAGCGGAAGUUUGGUCUGAUGAAGAAGGCUUACGAGCUGAGCGUCCUGUGUGACUGCGAGAUUGCUCUCAUCAUCUUCAACCACUCCAACAAGCUGUUCCAGUAUGCCAGCACGGACAUGGACAAGGUCCUGCUCAAGUACACCGAGUACAACGAACCCCAUGAGAGCCGGACUAACGCCGACAUCAUCGAGACAUUGCGAAAGAAAGGCUUUAAUGGCUGCAACAGCCCCGAGCCAGACGGCGACGACUCCAUCGACCAAAGCCCGCUAAAUGAUCGCAAGACUGAAGACCUGGACAGCCUCUUCAAACGCUACGGCUCUGCAGUCCAACAGCCCACCUUUCCCAUGCCAGUCACCGUGCCAGUAUCCAAUCAGAAUGCAGCUGCGGCAGCAGCCCUCCAGUUCAGUAACAACCCUGCUGGCGCCCUGGUCACCACCACCUCCUUCGUCACCUCCACCCUCACAGAUCCCCGCCUCCUGUCGCCACAGCAACCUGCUCUGCAAAGGAACACUGUGUCGCCAGGGUUACCACAGCGACCAGCCAGCGCAGGUGCUCUGUUAGGAGGAGAUUUGGGCAACUCCAACGGAGCAUGUCCGAGUCCAGUUCCUAAUGGCUACAUCAGUGCCAGGGCCUCCCCUGGCCUCCUCUCUGUAUCCAAUGGCAACAGCCUGGGGAAAGUAGUCCCGGCUAAGUCUCCACCUCCACCCAGCCCUCAGAUGGUCAACAGCCGUAAGCCGGACCUGAGAGUCAUCACUUCACAGAGUGGCAAGAGCCUCAUGCAACUGACAGAGGAAGAGCUGGAGUUGGUGAGUGAGAAUGCUCAGCGGCUAGGAGGCUCGCAGGUGGCACAGCCACUCACCACCCCGGUGGUCUCUGUGGCAACACCCAGUCUUCUUGCGCCCUUCUCCGGCAUGCAGACAGCUUAUAACACUGAGUACCAGCUGACGAGUGCAGAUCUCACAGCGCUCCCGACGUUCACACCACCAGGGCUGGUGCCUGGCAACAUGGCUGCCUGGCAACAGCAACAGCAACCAGCAGUCUCCCAGCAGCAACAACAACAGCAGCAACCACAGCAGUUGACUUUGGCAUCACUCAGUAACUUAGUCAUGUGGGGUGCAGAGAAACAGAAUGCAGAGAUGGUUAACUGCAUCUCCAAUUUUGCUGCUAACCUGAGCUUGGCUUCUCAGUCCAACUUGCUCUUUGGCAGAGAGGAGGGCCUCUCCUGGCCAGUGGGCCCAGUGCCUCAGAGCGCCGCACUGACAGUCAACACAAACCCCAACGUCAGCAUCAAGUCUGAGCCUGUCUCUCCCAACCGUGACCGCAGCACUCCCAGUUCCACCUGUGGUGCAGGAGGAGGUGGAGGAGGUCAAGUCCUAGGACAAGGUCUGGUGUCAGUCGCCUACCCUGGUACCCUGCGUCUAGAAGCAGGAGGCCAAGGCCGCUCACCCGUUGACAGCCUCAGCAGCAAUGGCAGCUCAUAUGAGGGCAGCGACCGGGACGAGGGUCGGGGCAUCGGUCCAGACUUCCACCACCAGGCUGGCGUCGGAGCCCAACAGCCUACCAUGGUCCUCCUGCGGCCCUCUUCAGCUGAGCCUCAGGAACAAGAUGGAACAAACGUCAAGAGAAUGAGAUUAGAUGCUUGGGUCACAUAAAGAGAUGGAUGUAACGAGAAGGAUGAACAGAUGGAGGAUGGAGAUGUGUACUUGUGGCUUGUGUACAUGACCCCACCUGCCCCGACACCCCUAAACUCCCUCCUGCAUACACAGACACAUAUGAUAGCCACCAUUGACCCAAUAACCUACCGUCCACCCAGGAAAAACACACAAUACAAGCAUGCAAACACACUCGUGGCACGUGUGGACACUGUUGCUCACUUGUUUGGCAAUCUGCAUUCACAUUUGAACUCUAAUGUACUUUCGCACAUAUGAAACUCCCAGUGGGUUGAGCCACCAAAGCAGGGAUUACUCAUCAAAAUUAUCAUGUUGGACCUGAUUCAGCUGCAUUUGAAUACAAGUGAAUGAGUAUGUUUUUAAUCAGGCCUCAAAUUGGCCAUGUGGACUUCUACCCAACAUGCUGACUGUUGCUAACAGAGCAGACAGACAAACCAGUAAGUUUCCCAGCAUGACCUGCAUUUGGUUUGUGGCUGGUGGGGUUCACCCACUCUCACAACCUCACUGUCUGUUAAUCCAAAGUUGAUUUUGAUCAAACAUGACAACGCUGUAUUAACACAGCCACUAAAUGAGUCCACAUCUUUAUACACAUCAGCCCGUCCACAGUUGUACUGCGAUUUUGCUGAAUUCUUGUUUCUUCUAAGAGGCUGAGCAGUUUUGCUCUGUCUAAAGUUGUACAAUUUUGUCUUUCUGUCCUGACUAUUUAGAGUUUGGGCUCAUUUCGGGUUUUGAAUAUGAAGACACUAAAAGAAAAGAUUGCCGAGCCAAGCCAGUGGUUUCCUCAAAAGGCUGUUGCUUGGGCCCCAUAUAAGAAACGGACACCCGCAGGUCCAUAUUUAAUCAGAACCAUGCAGACUAGCUGUAAAAUGAGGAACACAGAGGUAAAAGACUGCCCUUCUUUGAAUCAGGGAUGAGCUUCAACAGCUCAAUACAUGACAGAUGCUCCUCGAUUCACCCACAUCGUGUCAACUACAGAUGCUGAGAAAGGUGUGUGUGUUUGGUGUGUGUGAGUGUAUACGGGUUUGUAACCUCAACUGGUUGUUUUGUUGUAUUUUUUGUUGUUUUUUUUUUUUGUUUUGUUUGUUUGUUUUUUUUUAGUAAGUGAUUUGGACAAAUGUCCACUCUCAAUUUCAUCCUUGAACACACACCUGCAAUUCACACAGCUGAAAUAAUUUUUAUGAUAGCUAAUGUUCACAUAAGGCUGGGGCAGGGGAAGUGGGGGGGGUGGGGCAUUGUGAGGUACCGUGUAUAUAAGCAAUCUGUAACCUUUGUGGCUUUUGUGUGACAGGGAUAAGGUGUUUUGAAGGUUAAAAAAUAUAUCAUAUUCAAGUAUAUAUUUAAUCAGCUUCAGGCAGUUGCAAAGGCAGGUCUGCAUAUGGAGCAAGAGACAACAGACGACAGGGAUUGUAUAUACAAACUAUAUAUUCUGCAGGAUGUCCCUUAACAGAACAGAAAAAAGCAAAUGUUAUUUCUCAGUGGAUUGGUCUGUUUUUUUUUUUUUUAAUGAUACUUAUGCGUGUAUAUAGAGUGUAAUGUGUGGACAAGCCAAGAGAGGGUGCUGUUGAGCCAAAAAGUGAAGCUGUGGUGACUCGGGACUGUUUUUGAGUGAGAAAUGGUUUGGACUCUAUCACUGAUGGAGCGCACUUUACCUUAAUCCCACCUCUGACCCCUUCAUACACCUCAGCCCAUAAAUAUACACUCACACACUGAACAUGCACACAAGGGUGAGACUGAUAUAAAACUACGAAAAAGUCUGGUAAUAUGCAGAUAGGAGUACAGUUUUUUAAAUCUUUUGUUUAAUUCUGGUUUUGUUUUAGAUAAAUUAAGCUAAUUUAUUGCCAUGCAUGAAGCAGUCAGGGGUCCCGGUAGCACAUGCAAGCUGCCUGUUUGAAAUCAGUUUAAUUUUUUUUUUUUUAUUAUUAUUUAAUUUUUUAAAAAAAAUUCAAGUAAAUUAAAAAAAAUUACAGGAUAAGAGGUAAGUAUUUUGUGUUGCAUUCUAAACUUUAUUUAAUAUUAGAGUAAUAAAGAAAGUAAUUACAUAUGGAAAUUUGGAAAAAAAAUUCCUUUUUUUUAACCAAAUAGCAUAAAAUUAUAAUUUAUUGACAAGUAAGUAAAAUUUUUAUACUAAAUGUUUUGUUUUCUUUACAGCUCAUUGAAAGAUUAACUAAUUUUAAAGGUUUCACUUUUAACACUGAGCAGCUGCUUUCAUUGAAAGCUGCAAACGGCGGCUAAUUAUUUUUUAUGGUAUAUCAAAUCGUUUUUAGUUUGAUUUGUUUUUUUAUGUCAGUAUUAUGUUACAGACAUAUCAGUCAAACUCUAGAACACACACACACACACACACGCAGAUUGCAAAAGAUAAAACAAGCCAAGGAAACUCCCCUUUUUUCCUUUUUUUCCCUGUUUUUAUUUUAGAAGUUUACCCUUUCCUCGUAUUAAAAGCCAUGUAUCUACAUUUAAAGCACUCUCCUUUUCCUGUCACUGGUUGGCUGUACUUUUCUAUUCAGAGAGCUAAAAUAGAAAAAGUAUAUAUAUAAAGGAAAAAGAAAUGUGAAGGAUGUCAUCUUUUUUUACUCUAUAAAAAUGUCAAAUGUUGAAUUAGGGUUUAGUGAGUAGAUUUUUAAAACCAUGGAGGUCACAAGUGCAAGUUUGUGUAUUCAUUUUUCCUAAAAGCACUCAGACUCUGUCCAUUUGCUUGGGAAAAGCACUGGAGGCAGUUUGGGUAUCGUUUGUCACUAAGCCGGAGGUUUCAGAAUGAUUCUUGAUCUUUUAAUGACUACCUCCCAAAUCCAACGCAGACUUGUCGACUUUGAGUUUUACCACAUCCAGCCAUAACAUCUCUCUCAUGGGCAGGCCCUCGUCACCUCCCUCUCACCCCUGUCACUCACUCGGUUUGGUUUUAUUUCCUCUCUGGAGGCUUAAUCUCAAAACGCCUGAAACACACACACACACACACACACACACACACACACACACACAUGCGUACACGUUUCAUAGCACACUCAUUUUGCUUCGUCCGGACAGCGGGUGCUGAGAUGAAGUUUAAUUAUCAUGGGGUCAUUACCACGACUGACACGAACACCCCCCACACACUCUCCAUUUCUGACUACUCCCGUCAUCUUCUCCUCUCUUCAUCAGUGCUUUCUCAUUUCCUUUUAUUUCUGUCUGUCACACACUCAUCCUUUACAUGACAAGUCUCAGUGUCACUAAUGUCAAUAAUGCUUUUCUGAAUGCGUGGCAGGGUGAACAUAAAUCCCACGAGUGCAAACACUGACUGUUAGGACUGUUGUGCCCAGAGCUUCGAACAAAACAUAAACAAAAACUCAAUCCCCAUUUCAGAGCGCAAGUUUGUCCAAAUAGACGUAAAGGGGCGUCCUUUGUGACAAGACUCAGGGGAGUUUUUGCUUGUCAGGUUGCAGGAGAAAAGCUCCUACGAAGCCCUGACAACUUCCACAAAGCAACACCAGGGGUCGCUGUUAUCACAAAACAGAAAGACAAUCGUACUGAGGACCUGCUCCCCUCCCACUGAAAAAGCGAUACAUGCUCCUGUAUAAUGAUGUUUAGAAGUCUCACUCACUUUCCAGUGUUAAUUUGUGCUGGUGACAGUCUGUUAUAAUUGUUCUCUGAGAAUUGAUAUUAUUAUUAUUGCUAUGAUUAUCAUCAUUACCACAGCUUUCUCUGAUGGUGGAUGUCAUGAUGAUAUAGAAAUCUGCGUUUCUUUGUGUAGGUUAGACAUCUCGUUUUAUUUGGGAUUUGAUUUUAUUUUAAUAUAUGAGAAGUAUCCUAUAAAUAUAUUUUUGUUUUCUGUUCUUGGGGUUUGUUUUCUUCAAAAUAAAAAAAAGAAAGAAAAAAAAAGGGUGUUACUAAUGUUGCACGAUUUUUAUGAUAUGAGACAACACAAGCGUAGUGGUUAUUAGUACACGUGUGGCUGUGGAUUUAGGCGCGGAACGAGUCGACCACGACGAACCGCUUCAAUGCUGCAACUCUUAAGUCCAGUGUAAAAAUAAAAACAACCUCUCAGUCCACACAUAGAAACAUGGAGGGGGUGGGGAGGGGGCAGCGUCUAACUUAUUUCUAAGCAGACACAAUGAUGUCAGUGCAUGGCCGUCUCAAAACGAGAGAAGAGUGAAUCAUGUUAUAGGAAAUGUAAUAUUGACACAACUACACGUCACACAGGAUUACAUUUAAAAAAAAUGAAAAAUGAAGAAAAAAGUUUUAAGUAAAUUAUAGCUAAUAUAUUGUGUUCGGCUAGUCAGCUUUUUUUGUUGUAAAGAUCUUUUUUUUCUGUUGUUUUUGGAGAAUGAUAUACAGUUUGUGUAUAUUUUCAUAAAUAAAGUAUGCACUGAUAUGUUAUUACAAAUUCUAUACUGCUUUUACAAAAAAAGUGUUUGUUAUUGUACCAAAGUAUCCAUUGGUCCCCUCUUACUCUUCCCCCCUUUUUGCGUAUGUUUUACCGUAUUUUAUAUAUUAAAUAGACAGGUUGACCUACA